AUGGUUGGGUCUUUUUUUCGAAGACUUUGGUGUUCUUUAACGAGCAACUAUGAUAAAAACCGAACAUGGGCUUACUGUACACUCUCAGUCCUUCCUGUCUGUGUCUUCCCAUUUAUAUACCAAGAAAAAUCCUACACUUCUUGCACUGAAGUUGCAAGCAAGUACCGCCCAUGGUGUGCCACAAUUACCAAGAACUAUCAAUUAGUGGAAUGGAAGUAUUGUUCCACUAAAGAAUAUGGAGGUAAUUCUGAUGAACAACCUUGUGUAUUCCCCUUCGUUUAUGAGGGCCGUACGUAUUACACUUGCACCAAUGAAAAUGCCCAUCUAAGAAGAUUCUGGUGUGCAACAACUGGGAGUUAUGAUAAGGAUAAGCGAUGGAGCUACUGUGCCGAUACCAGACUAGAUGCAAAUCCUCAGGCACCAUGUGUCUUUCCUUUUACCUAUAAGGAAAGGUCCUACUCAGCUUGCACAAGAGCUGGGUCUUCUGAAGGAAAACUUUGGUGCUCUUUAACCAGGAACUAUGAUCUAAAUCGAACUUGGAUUUACUGUACACCCUCAGUCCUUCCUGUCUGUGUCUUCCCAUUUAUUUACCAAGGAGAAACUUAUACUUCUUGCACUGAAGUUGCAAGCAAGAACCGCCCAUGGUGUGCCACAAAUACCAAGAACUAUCAGUUUAUGGAAUGGAAGUAUUGUUCCACUAAAGAAUAUGGAGGUAAUUCUGAUGAACAACCUUGUGUAUUCCCCUUUGCUUAUGAGGGCCGUACGUAUUACACUUGCACCAAUGAAAAUGCCCAUCUAAGAAGAUUCUGGUGUGCAACAACUGGGAGUUAUGAUAAGGAUAAGAAUUGGAGCUACUGUGCUGAAACCAGACUAGCUGAAAAUUCUCAGGGACCAUGUGUCUUUCCUUUCAUCUAUAAGGGAAUAUCCUACUCAGCCUGCACAACUGCUGGGUCUUCUAAGGGAAAACUUUGGUGCUCUUUAACCAAGAACUAUGAUAUAGACCGAACAUGGGCUUACUGUACACUCUCAGAACCACAUCCCUGCAAGUUUCCCUUUGUUUUCAAAGGGAAGCCCUACCCUGCCUGCACAAAAGAUGGUGCUUCUGAUGGCCAACUGUGGUGUGCCACAACUAAAAACUAUAACCGGGACAGUAAGUGGAAGGCAUGUGCUGUUCAAGAAUAUGAAGGCACCUCUAAUGGCCAGGCCUGUGUCUUUCCCUUCAUCUAUAAGAAGAGAACAUUCAAUGCUUGCACCACUGAAAAUGAAAUCCGUGGAAGAUUUUGGUGUGCCACCACAAGCAACUUUGAUAAUGACCAGAAAUGGAGCUAUUGUGCUGAUACAAAUGAACAAAAUCAAGGAAAUUUGGGAUGCUUGUGA
Messenger RNA from Candoia aspera, 1377 nucleotides. Its product is annotated as fibronectin-like. The coding region runs from base 1 to 1377 and encodes 458 amino acids. The record is from RefSeq and is a predicted model, not a curated record. Lineage: Eukaryota; Metazoa; Chordata; Lepidosauria; Squamata; Candoiidae. Gene Ontology annotation, biological process: sperm capacitation. The transcript is spliced from 10 exons. Gene Ontology annotation, cellular component: cell surface. Gene Ontology annotation, molecular function: heparin binding.